This is a messenger RNA of Ctenopharyngodon idella (grass carp), 12200 nucleotides long. RefSeq names its product cell adhesion molecule DSCAML1. Gene Ontology annotation, molecular function: cell-cell adhesion mediator activity. Gene Ontology annotation, biological process: dendrite self-avoidance; axon guidance; homophilic cell-cell adhesion. The transcript has 33 exons. The coding region runs from base 426 to 6902 and encodes 2158 amino acids. Gene Ontology annotation, cellular component: plasma membrane; axon. Lineage: Eukaryota; Metazoa; Chordata; Actinopteri; Cypriniformes; Xenocyprididae. The record is from RefSeq and is a predicted model, not a curated record.
GGGUCUUGACUGGUGUAAGGUGGUCUCCCAGACUUGGUCAUGCUGGUUUUCCGUCCUGUUAAAAAGUGCCUAAGAUCUGGCUGGGAGACCACACAUGGUUUAAGCUGUUUUCUCAGCGUCAAUGCAAGAUUUCUGACGAUAAAAGGUAAGCCGUUGACAUCGCGAAAAGUGAUCCGCCGUGCGUAAAAAAGCAGUCGUUUAGUUCCCAGGUGCGCCACAGAAUGCCCCGGCUGACUCCAGCCACGUGGACCGCUCACAACAACAACAACAACAACAACAUGUUAAGUCCUGUCCUCUCUGAUGCACUCAUCCCACCCCCACCAACAAAACUCCGCGCGCCGUCCUCGCCGCGUCUCUCUCUGGCCCCGCACCAGCACCUCUCCAUCUCGCCGUACCAUUAGACUACCGAAGGAGGGGCCGUUCGGAUGACGGUCCCGCGGAGGGGAGGGUACGAGAGGCGGGACCAAAGUCUUCCCCGCUUCUCGGCGCUGACGAGUACGGGACUAGGGCUGGAGAGAUCGCCGGGGAGCAUCGUCACCACUCCUGCACGGAGCCUCGCCUGGCCGAAUACUGCACAGUGCACACGUCGGGAUUGCAAAACAUUCCUGAGAAAUAUACCUGCUAUUUAUGGCAUGUGGCUGGUAACUUUACUCCUGCUGUAUUCUUUUCAAGAAGUGCACAGCGAGGAUGUGGUCUCGACGCGGCUGUACUUUGUGAAUGCUUCCCUGCAGAGAGUGACCUUCUCCAGCUCAGUGGGGGUGUCCCUGCCCUGUCCUGCGGGUGGCGCCCCCCAUGCCGUCCUCCGCUGGUACCUGGCCACUGGCGACGACAUCUACGACGUGCCACACAUCCGCCACGUUCACGCCAACGGCACGCUGCAGCUCUACCCCUUCUCCCCCUCUGCCUUCAACAGCUUCAUUCAUGAUAAUGACUACUUCUGCACUGCCGAGAACCAGGCCGGCAAGAUCCGCAGCCCUAGCAUCCGUGUCAAAGCAGUGUUCAGGGAACCUUACACGGUUCGCGUGGCGGACCAAAGGUCCAUGCGGGGCAACGUGGCCGUCUUCAAGUGCCUCAUCCCCUCUGCUGUGCAGGAGUACGUCAGUGUGGUGUCCUGGGAGAAGGACACGGUCUCCAUCAUCCCAGGUAACAGGUUUUUCCUGACAUCAUAUGGGGCCCUCUACAUAUCUGACGUUCAGAAAGAGGAUGCCCUCUCUACCUACCGCUGCAUCACCAAGCACAAAUACAGCGGAGAAACCAGGCAGAGUAAUGGGGCUCGUCUCUCUGUGCUGGACCCCACUGAAUCCCCGCCUUCUGUGAUGGACAGUUUCCAGUCAGGAGAGGUACAAGUGGGGCGCAGCAUAGAGUUGCCCUGCAUCGCCUCCGGUUACCCCAACCCCACCAUCCGCUGGCUGAAGGAUGGGAGGCCGCUUCCUGCUGACUCCCGCUGGACGCGGCGACUGACCGGCCUCACAAUCAGCGAUCUCCGCCUGGAAGACUCCGGAAACUACAUCUGUGAAGUCACCAACAGCUUUGGCUCCAAAGAGGUCACAGGACACCUUAAUGUCAUCGAGCCUCUGAGAGUCACAUUAUCCCCCAAGAACCUGAAAACAGGCAUCAGCAGCACAGUGAUUCUGUCCUGUGCUGUUCAGGGUUCGCCCCACUUCACCGUCUCCUGGUUCCGCAACACAGAACCCAUUGUGCCUGACCAGCACUUCUCCAUCCAGGGAGCCCACAACGAGACACUCUUCAUCACGGCAGCCCAGAAAAGACACUCAGGGGCAUAUCAGUGCUUUGCCACCCGCAAGGGUCAGACCGCACAGGACUUCUCCAUCAUACUGCUUGAGGACGGCACCCCACGGAUCGUCUCGUCUUUCAGUGAGCGCGUGGUAGCCCCUGGCGAGCCCUUCUCUCUCAUGUGUGCGGCCAAAGGCGCCCCUCCCCCCACCAUCACCUGGACGCUGGACGACGAGCCGGUAGCGCGGGACUCGGCGCACCGGGCCAGCCAGUACACGCUCUCCGACGGCUCCACUGUCUCGCACGUCAAUGUCACCAACCCCCAGAUCCGCGAUGGGGGCGUGUACCGCUGCGCCGCACGCAACUCGGCCGGUAGCGCCGAGUACCAAGCGCGCAUAAACGUAAGAGGUCCUCCCAGUAUCCGGGCCAUGCGGAACAUCACAGCCGUGGCCGGUCGCAACACUUUCAUCAACUGUCGUGUGAUUGGUUACCCCUAUUACUCCAUCAAGUGGUAUAAAGACGGGGUGCCGUUGCCAGACAACCAUCGUCAGGUGGUGUACGAGAACGGGACUCUGAAGUUGAGUGAUGUGCAGAAGGGCAUGGAUGAGGGGGCGUACCAGUGCAGUGUGCUCAUCCAACCCCAGCUCUCCAUCAGCCAGACUGUCUACGUCACAGUCAAAGUUCCUCCCCUCAUCCAGCCCUUUGACUUUCCUCCCACCUCCAUUGGUAAGCUGAUGUACAUAGCGUGUGUGGUGUCCUCCGGAGACAUGCCAAUCCGGAUCACCUGGAGGAAGGACGGGCAGGAGAUUGUAUCGGGAACAUCGGGAGUCACCAUCGAAACCAAGGAGUUCAUGAGCUCGCUUCAGAUCUCCGAAGUUUCGCUCAAGCACAAUGGAAACUACACCUGUAUCGCAAGCAACAACGCAGCAACUGUCAGUUCGGAGAGACAGCUCAUUGUGACAGUUCCACCUGGUUUUCGGGUUCAGCCCAAUAACCAGGAUGGGAUCUAUGGCAAGUCAGAGGUUCUGAACUGCUCUGUGGAAGGGUACCCUCCUCCCAAAGUUGUCUGGAAGCAUGCCAAAGGUAUAGGGAACCCCCAGCAGUACCACCCAGUUCCACUAACGGGUCGCAUUCAGAUCCUGUCCAACGGUUCUCUGCUGAUCCGCCAUGUUCUAGAGGAAGACCGGGGAUACUACCUGUGCCAGGCCAGCAACGGAGUGGGUUCCGACAUCAGCAAGAGCAUGAUGCUCACCGUUAAAAUUCCGGCUAUGAUCACAUCCCACCCAAACACCACCAUGGCCAUAAAGGGGCAGAACAAGGAGUUAAACUGCACAGCCCGGGGUGAGUACCCCAUCAUCAUCCGCUGGGAGCGAGGCGACACCGUUAUUGACCCCGACCGCAACCCUCGGUACUCCAUCACCACCAGCCCCAAUGAGAAAAGCGAUGAAGUUAUCUCCACACUGAAGCUGAAGCCAGCGGAGCGCGGGGAUUCCGUCUUUUUCUCCUGCCAUGCCAUCAACUCAUACGGCGAGGGCCGAGGGCUCAUCCAGCUGACGGUGCAAGAACCCCCUGACCCCCCAGAGCUGGAGGUUCGAGAGGUCAAAGAUCGGAGUAUGAACCUAAGGUGGACACAGCGGUUUGACGGCAAUAGCAUCAUCACCAGCUACGACAUUGAGUACAAGAACAAAUCCGACCCGUGGGAGCUGAAACAUGCCACCCGUAAGAUCUCGCCCACCAACAACCAGGCCAACAUAGUGGAGCUCCACCCGGCGUCCGUGUACAGCAUUCGCAUGUACUCCUACAACAAGAUUGGACGCAGUCAAGCCAGCAAAGAGCUCACCAUCAGCACAGAGGAAGCACCUCCUGAUGGACCACCCAUGGAGGUGAUUUUACAGCCAAUGACUUCUCAGAGUAUCCGCGUCACCUGGAAGGCACCUAAGAAAGAGCUCCAAAAUGGAGUGAUCCGUGGCUAUCAGAUUGGUUAUAGGGAGAAUGGACCAGGCAGUAAUGGACAGUACAGUAUAGUGGAGAUGAAAGCCACAGGUGACAGUGAGGUGUACACACUGGAUAACUUGAAGAAGUUUGCUCAGUACGGUGUGGUGGUCCAAGCGUUCAACCGAGCCGGAACCGGACCUUCCAGUUCUGAGAUCAAUGCCACAACCCUUGAAGAUGUUCCCAGCCAGCCACCCCAAAAUGUGCGGGCCAUCACGGUGACAUCGGACGAGGCGGUGAUCACGUGGUCAGAGCCUCCGCGGAUGACCCUGAAUGGGGUUCUAAAGGGCUACCGUGUGGUGUUCUGGUCCCUCUACCCCGAUGGAGGUGGGUGCUGUGGGGGCCAGACACUGGGGCUCAACCAGAAAUGGGGAGAGAUGCAGAACAUCACUACCACUCGUGAGCAGGUGGAGCUGAAGGGUUUGGAGAAGUUCACAAACUACAGCAUUCAGGUCCUGGCCUACACACAGGCAGGAGAUGGCGUCCGCAGCAACGUUCUCUAUAUACAGACCCGAGAAGAUCACCCCGGCCCUCCAGCAGGCAUCAAAGCAGUGCCAUCCUCUGCCAGCAGUGUGGUGGUCUCCUGGCUUCCCCCCAUCAAGCCCAAUGGUAUCAUCCGAAAAUACACAAUUUACUGUUCCAGCCCUGGAUCGGGCCAACCGGCACCCAGCGAAUACGAAGCCAACCCUGAGCUGCUGAUAUAUAGAAUCACCCACUUGACCCGGGGUCAGCAGUAUCUGAUCUGGGCGGCCGCCGUCACCACUGCUGGUCGGGGCAACAUCAGCGAGAAGGUGACUGUGGAACCUGCAGGGAAAGCUCCUGCUAAAAUCCUAUCUUUUGGUGGAACGGUGACCACUCCAUGGAUGAAGGAAGUCCGGCUGCCGUGCAGCUCGGUGGGAGAGCCGACACCCACCAUCAAAUGGACGAAAGACAGUGAGGACACCGCCAUCCCGGUCACUCAAGAUGGUCACCGGAACAUUCUUUCAAAUGGUACCCUGGUGCUACGCUCUGUGAAAGCCGAGGAUUCUGGGUACUACACCUGCACAGCCACCAACACACUGGGGUUUGACACAAUCAUCGUAAACCUGCUGGUACAAGUGCCUCCAGAUCAACCACGUUUGACAGUUUCCACCACAUCAACUUCUUCUAUCACUCUAGCUUGGAUUCCUGGAGACAAUGGAGGAAGCUCCAUCAGAGGUUUUGUGCUGCAGUAUUCAGUAGACAACACUGAGGAGUGGAAGGAUGUCUUCAUUAGCUCCAGCGAACGCUCUUUCAAGUUGGACAACUUGCGCUGUGGAACCUGGUACAAAGUCAAACUUGCAGCAAAAAACAGUGUGGGAGCCGGUCGCAUCAGCGAGAUCAUUGAGGCCAAGACUCAUGGCAGAGAGCCGCAGUUCAAUAAGGACCAGCCCCUGUUCACUCACAUCAACUCCACCCACGCCCGCCUCAACCUGCAGGGCUGGACGAGCGGCGGCUGCCCCAUCACUGCUGUCCUUCUAGAGUUCCGCCCUAAAGGCACCUGGGCCUGGCAGAGCGUGCGCACCAACGCCUCGGCUGAUAUCUUCCUCGCCGAGCUGCGUGAGGCCACCUGGUAUGAACUGAAGAUGAAGGCGUGCAACAGCGCCGGCUGUGGAAACCAGAGCUCCCAGUUUGCCACGCUAGAUUACGAUGGCAGCACUAUUCCGCCUAUUAAGUCAGCGCGAGGGGAAGGGGACGAUGUUAAAAAGCUUUUCUCUAUCGGCUCCCCUGUCAUCCUGGUCACAUUGGGCAUGGCACUACUCUUCAUUAUCCGCAAGAAACGCAAAGAAAAGAGACUCAAGAGACUCAGAGAUGCUAAGAGCUUGGCUGAGAUGCUUAUCAGCAGUAAGAACAAUCGAAGUUUUGACACUCCAGUUAAAGGCCCACCUCAGGGACCCCGACUGCACAUAGAUAUCCCCCGCGUGCAACUGCUCAUCGAGGAUAAAGAGGGAAUCAAACAGAUAGGUGAAGACAAGGCCACCAUCCCUGUGACGGACACGGAGUUCAGCCAAUCAGUGAACCCUCAGAGCUUCUGUACGGGCGUGUCUGUGCAUCACCCCGCCCUCAUCCAGAACACAGGCCCUUUGAUUGACAUGUCGGACAUCAGGCCUGGCACCAAUCCAGUAUCGAGGAAGAGCGUGAAGUCUGCGCACAGCACGAGGAACCGCUAUUCCAGCCAGUGGACUCUGACUAAAUGCCAAGCGUCCACACCUGCUCGCACGCUUACCUCAGACUGGCGGACAGUGGGCUCCCAGCACGGCAUCACGGUCACAGAAAGUGACAGCUACAGUGCCAGCCUGUCCCAGGACACAGAUAAAGGACGUAACAGUAUGGUGUCCACCGAGAGUGCGUCUUCCACGUAUGAGGAGCUGGCCCGAGCGUACGAACACGCUAAGCUGGAAGAGCACCUGCAGCACGCCAAGUUUGAGAUCACAGAGUGCUUCAUCUCAGACAGCUCCUCCGAUCAGAUGACCACCGGAACCAAUGAUAACGCAGACAGCAUGACCUCUAUGAGCACACCAUCCGAACCGGGCAUCUGUCGCUUCACUGCCUCCCCACCCAAACCACAGGACUACGAUCGCGGCAAAAACGUGGCAGUGCCCAUUCCCCACCGCGCCAACAAGAGUGAGUACUGUAACCUCCCCCUCUACAUGAAGACGGACCCUUUCUUCCGGAAACAGGCAGAGCUGCACGACCCCUGCCCUGUGGUCCCACCCCGCGAGGCCUCCAUCAGGAGCCUCGCCGCUCGGGCCUACCACACACAGGGCCGCCACAUGACAUUAGACCCCUCCAAGCAGCAGGCCCUGACGCUGGGCCACGGCGGCCUGAGCAGCCUGACCAGCUCAGGGGCCUCCGGUACGUCGGGCCCAGCCUCAAGCGGGGCCGCUGGGAGCUCCAGCAUCAGCUCAGGCACGGCCACCCUGCCCCAGAGGACUCUCACCAUGCCCAGCACCUCCUCCACCUCCUCGGCCCCAAGCGGGGCGGCCGCCGCUGGAGCGGGAGCCAGUGCAAGCUCCACGGGAGGCAGCGGCCCGACGCCCGGCAGCUCCAAGGUCGGGGGAUCCAGAGACUCUCUGCUAGAGAGCAGCUCAUCCGGCCUGGGCAGACUGCAAAAGCAGAAUGCUGGGGCGUACUCCAAAUCCUACACUCUGGUGUAGCUCACACGUAUACACAUACAGUACGUUCACACACACACCUGGAGUCUGGGCAGGGGCGGAAACGAACAAUGGCGGGACAGGGGUCUCUCUCUUUUCCUCUCUUUUACCUUCAUUUGCUUUCCUUUUUUUAAUUCUUCUGCUCAAGCUUUUUAUCUGGCCUUCUCCAGGAUUAAAUAUGCCAAACCCCCAGACCCUUUCCCCUAAUUUUGCCUUGUUUUUGACUUAAGUUGUAUCCUUCUCUCCCCCACCCCCCACUCCUUCUCUCUGUCAAAGACACCUUGGACCUUAUGCACGAAAUGCUUUCCAUGUGCACUUGUUCAUUUGAUUUCUCGACUUCAGAAAAUAGGAAAAAGCGGUUUUAAGAGAUAUAUUGUUUCGCAUUGACCCGUCUAGAUGUUUUUAGGCUGUUGAAAAAGUGUCUCUUUUUUAUGUCUCUCGCAUAGCUUCAUACUGCAACGCAUUGCCUCGGAAAGCUUAUGCAUAAACGAAUCCACCACGGUGUUCACCUUCCGCCCCUCCUGAUCCACAUCGGUCUGGAAAAACAGCUUGAAGACGAAAGUCUCAACCGCCUGAAUCGAGUCUUUGGGAUUUUUUUCAUGCAAUUGAUGACACAGUAUAGAGUGUUAUUGACUAUUUUGUAAACAAACAAGAAAAAAAAUCAAGAAAAAAAUGUCUGGAGCCAUUUUCACAGCGGAUGUAUGGUUACUGUACUUUUAUUUUUUUGUUCGGUUUUCUGUUUUCGAAAUUUUGAACUUUAGCACUAAGGAGGGCCGGGUGGAUCCACUGAGCUUUCUCAAGCUUGUGUAUGUGUGGUGUGUGUGUAUGCAUGUGUAUGUAUAUGUGUAAAUAUAUAUGUAUACAUGUGGCAAGCACACAACCAGGCCUACACGCUUGGUAUCUCGGCAUCGGAAAGGGAGCAGCUUGGAGACGCCAAGUGCCACCCAUUGAGCUACACAGUCUAGAGUUCAUCUGAAAGGAGGACAGGAUAUAGGGAGUAUGUAAAGGGUAGACACAUCUCCCUUCUCAUCUCUCUUGGCUGCCUUCGAUAUGAAAGAAAGGCUCUUGUUUUGCUGUUUGUUGGUUGGUUCGUUCGUUUGUUCGAUUGUUUGUGUUUGAUGCCAUAUACUUAUUACCCCUCCUUCCCCACCCAGACCUCCCCCAAAAACGUCACCACUUCCUCUGUCUCACUGUGAACGCCUAACAGCCUCUUCUGGAUGGACCGAGCACAGGCAGAAAGGCGGGAAGAGGGCAGAGAGGUAGGGAGGAAGUAGAGGCAGACGGGCCCGUGAACAGAGAGGGAGAGAUAUCUGCCGUCGCUGUGUAGCUUUUCUGCGUUUGUUCAUCGUUUCUCUUUAUUCUUUGCUUUCCUUCCCCACACGAAGACUCUAGCAGUCAUUCCUAUUUGAAGGUCUUAGAGACUCUAGCUUUAGGUAGCGCAGGGGUGGAUAAAGGAGGGAAUGAGUGAAAUGUAGGAGGGGAAGGUUUCAUUCAGCCCCUAAAUGAAUCGAAUAUCCUCUCAAUCCUCCUUCGUUCACUCAGUUUCCAAAGCAAAGCCCCAUCACAGAGAAACUUCCAAAAAUCGACAAACUCUCCCAAUGAUUUAAAUGGAAAAAAGUACUACAUCAGGGCUCCUGCAAUACAAAAGAAGAAAAAAAAAAAAGAAAAUAUAUUGCAAUGUUUGUUGUCAAAAUAUAUACAUAUAUAUUUCUAUCUAAAGAUAUAGUAAAUAUAUACGUGGUGAGAGCAGAGAUUUAAUGCCAUAUCUAAUUGAAAAAGAAAAAUUUUAUUUUAAAAAAAGAUUUGAAGACAAUCGCUCAGUGGGAGGUGCAGCAGUAAGCGAGAGGAGGUGUCGAUCACGAAACGCUGAGACAAACGGGUAACAUAACUAAGAGAGAUUGAAAAAGAACGGCAGAGGGUGUGUUUCGACAUGCCGCAGCAGUCGCCGUUUUGGGAAUUCUGGGAAAAGACCUUUGAGAUUCCCAAACUAACUUCCUGUCAUCGCUAUAAUCAGCCGGGCUGCAUAGUGCAACAUGCCUGUAUGGUAUGAAGGAGAUAUUUAUGAACAUUUCCCAACACACUCUCUACAGUUGCUUGGAAACAAUGGAAAUUUGCCACUGCAACUCCAGCUCGUAGAUGGACCCACGACAUCUGUGAGCGCCAUCUGAAUCCAUGCACCAUCUCUACUGCCCAAACGAAUAGUAUAAAAUACCCACAGUGCUUUGAGAGCUUUCCGUCAGGCCCUUAAAGAGACCGUUCACCCAAAAAUGAAAAUUCCGUCAUCAUUUACUCACCCUCAUGUUGUUCCAAACCUGUACGACUUUACUUCUUCUGUGGAACACAAAAGAAGAUAUUUUGAAGUGUUGUUUUUUUCCUAUAAAAAGAAAAAAGGGGAGAUGCAAUACACUGGUAUUGACGAUAACCAAAAUAUUGAUAUCAUGUUAAUACUGCACAUAAUAUCAUAAAUAAUCCAGUGCCUGGUUGACACUCCAACUUAGUAGGUGGUGAUACUGCACCUGGUUGCCACCCGUCAUUAAAUGGAUAAAAGAAGAAAGUGCAGUGUGCAGUUACCACUGCUCCACAAAAUCAUGUUGGAGGAAAUGUGGGAGAUUUCAUAAAAAGACGGCCCCGACUGCAGGUAUGAGUGUAAUUCAUUAGCCAAAAUUGAUAAACACAAAAGAAAGUUAUAUUAGGGAUUUUCACACAGCACUUAACCCCGGGUUAUCGUCAUUCUAAACACCGCUUUUAACCCUGGGUAAAGGAACGUUUCACACUUCUAAUUUAGAAGCGGGGUCAGCACCUCGUUUUACCUGGGGUUAUGAAACCCUGCUCCGGAGCAGGGUUAGCCCCGCUUUUGCAGUGUUAACUCCGCAUUGCAGUGCCAAACUUGUACAGUGUGAAACGAUGCGGAGUUAGAAUGUUACAGACAACCAAUCACUUACUCGUAUUCACAUGCUUUGGACAGUCACGGAACACUGCGCAUUGUAUAUAAACAGUAAAUUCAGUGUUUAAGAGGAAAAAUGUCGAAUGCUGACAGAAAACGCGACAAUUUGAGACCAUUUCAUUCUUACCUUUAUAGUCCAUAAUGUCCAUUCAGUACAAACUCGAUAGUACAGUCGGCAAUACGAAGAUGCGCAAUGCUAGAGCUGUUAUUUAAACAGGUCACGUGCUGGGUUUAUCCAGUCUGUGACACUGACACCACAAAUAUGCAAAGAAGAACUUUAACCCAGGUUUAAGGAAUGUGCAAUGUGAAACAUCAGUUUAGGAAUACCCAGAAUUAAUUGUUAACCCCUGGUAAAUUAUGAGCAGUGUGAAACGUGAAGCAAGAUAACCCAGGGUUUAGAAUGACCUAGGGUUAACUAUUUCAAGUGUGAAAAGCCCUAUUAUUUUUCCCCAAAAUUUCUAUAGAUAUUGCAAUAAUGUUGUUGUGCGACGGUAAUCGUGUUGUGAAAAUCUGGUAUUGCGACAGGCCCAAAUUAACAAAAUUUGAACACCAAAUUACUUUAAUUGAAUAUCAAAAAAUAUGUAUAUUUUCAAAAUAUCUUCUUUCAUGUUUCAAAGAAAAAAAAGAAAGUCAUGAAAGUUUAGAAUGACAUGGGAGAAUAAAUUAUUACAAAAUAAAAUUUCAGGGUGAACCAUCUGUUUAAGGUGAGAUCGCUCCUGUGAUUUUAAAAUUUCAAGCUUACAGCAUGUCUGAAAGGUCAAAUCUCAUAUAUCAAGGGAAAGAUCGCUAUAUUUAUGUACUGCAUAAUUAUUGGCGACUUAGAACACGCAACCCCUGCAGACGUCAGCACAGGAAAUAUAGCACACAUUUAUAGUUUGUUCAACAGGAUUCAGUUAUAUGCAGCCGCCUGAGCAUAUCUCAUGUUAGGAAGACUUGACGCAACAAAUCCUAAGGGACAGAAAAGGGACGUGUCGUGUUGGGUUUAAAAUUGAGCUGAUUGAACGAUAAUAUAUCUGUUUUUGGCAUAUGAAAGAAAAUCUGUUUGACUUACAACCAGGAGAUGUUUUAUUGGUGGCUUGAUAAAUUAGGAUUGUUAGAGUGUACCCAAAGCUGUGCAAGAUAAAUAAAUUUGAUCGCCCAGAUCUAAACCAAUCUUGAGACAUAGUUGCGAAGAAUGUGGACUUGUUUUAAAAACAAUGAAAGAAGUAUGUGUUCCUCUUAUUGCUGCUCAAAUGCCCACUGACUGGGUUUUGUCUGUCUGUUUAAUGGCAGACGUGCCCAGUGCAUUUUGCCAUGAACGUUUCAUUAGGAUUAGACCAAUAUCUAUAUCAGUAUUCAUGCCUGUUCAGGUGAAACAUUUUGUGAAAAUAUUCCCUUGACCACCCCACAAAGCCCUCACGUCCCAUGAUUUUUCACAUUUAAAAGACAGUUGCUGACUUGAAUUACAUUUUUUUUUUCUUUUUUUUUUUUGCUUUGUUUAUAAAAAAUAUAUGUAUCCAACUUAGUUUUUUGUUUGAUUCUAUGAGGAUUUAUGUUGAAAAGAAAAUGCAGUUGUGUUACGCAAUGGGGCAGGCCUGUUUAGCCAGUCGAAUCAGGGACCCCAAGCUCCAACCAAUCACAGGAGAAGCUGUGUGAAUACUGGGCGGAGUCAGGAAUAGAACUCCAACCCCAAACGCCUGUUUCCCCGCCCAAAUGAUCCGAUUAGCCCCUUUUCAUCAACCAAUAAAAAAAAUCCUGCUAUACCCAAGACCUCCCUGUCAGCAUAAUUUCUAAUCUACAAAUAAAGACUCUUGUAUAUAUGAAACUGUUUUGUAUAAAUAAUUACUAUUUUCGACAUCUCCAUUAGCAACCAGGGCACAAUUGUAAGUCUGGUUAAAGGUAUAACUUUAAAUGUGAGGGGAUUAAAAAGACAAAAAAAUUAUAAAAUCUAACAAAAAAUACUUUACACCUUGAGUUUUGAAUGGGGCACAUAAACCCAGACCAGACGUCUGGUGUUUGAUUUAUCUUUUCCUUUUUAUAAUUUGUCUUAUGUUUUUAUUCAUUUAUGUUGUUGGUUGUUUUGUUUGUUUUUACUUUUGUUUUGUUUCUACCUUUUGGUUAACUUGACGAAAAAUGGCAUUGCAUGCUCUGAAUAUUUUGCUGGUUAUUAAAAGAAAAAGGAAAAGGAGACAAAUAACUAAAGGGGAAAAAAGUUUAAAAAAUGCGGAGGGGAUUCCUAAACUUUUAUGGAAAAGUUGCUUCAAUUUGCAAUUGCUUGUGUUUAAAUAUACAGUUUUUUUUUCUAUGAAAACAAAACAAAAACAGAAAAAGAGUACUCCAACACCUUGUGCAAUAAAGCUAUCUUUCUAUGAAUGGUG